AUGGCGGUGUCGCCUCUUAUUUCACAAUCGCCAUCUAGUGCCUCGGUAUCUACGUCUACGGCUUCCAAGGCCAAAAGCCUUGCUGUAAGAAGUGAGAGCCAGAGUGCUACUGCAUCACAUUUAAACAACGCAACUGCAGCUUUGGAGCUUGCAGAGCAGAUGAACGAGAAUGUGAGGCGGAAAUACGUCAAGGAUAAUAAGCUCGGUGAGGGUACUUAUGCCGUCGUUUACCUCGGACACUUGCGCGAUACCCCUUCGUCCCUUGUUGCCAUCAAGAAGAUCAAAGUCAAUGCAGAAUAUCGCGACGGGCUCUCAAUGGACGCUAUUCGAGAAAUCAAGUAUCUACAAGAAUUGUCUCAUCCCAACAUCAUUGCUCUUCACGAUGUCUUCUCGUCCAAGGAUCAAAACCUCAAUCUUGUGCUCGAAUACUUACCACUAGGAGACCUCGAAAUGCUGAUUAAGGAUGGCAAUAUCCAAUACGGUGUGGCAGACGUCAAGGCGUGGAUGGGUAUGCUCGCAAGGGGUGUCUGGUUCUGUCACGAGAAUUUCGUUCUACAUCGUGAUAUCAAACCGAACAACUUGUUAAUUGCGUCAGAUGGCGAAGUGAAGCUUGCUGAUUUCGGUUUGGCGCGAUCAUUCGCUGAUCCGUAUAUGAAUAUGACGCACCAAGUUAUUACUCGCUGGUAUAGGCCUCCUGAGCUCCUAUACGGUGCGCGGCAAUACUCUGCUGUAGUGGAUGUAUGGUCGAUGGGUAUGGUCUUCGCAGAGUUACUUCUUCGUGUGCCGUUUGUGGCGGGAAACACUGAUAUGGACCAAAUCGCCAAGAUCAGUGAGGCAUUCGGAACUCCGACGGAGGAGAACUGGCCUGGUGUCACCCGAUUGCCCAACUACGUACCUCCUGGAGAUCGAAUCACUCCUUUACAAGGGAGAGAGUUUUUCUUACGCCAGUUUCCUACAGCUGGCCCUCUCGGUGCUGAUUUGUUGAUGUCUAUGACCACCCUUGAUCCCUGUAAGCGGAGCUCGGUACGCCAGAUAUUGCAACAUGCUUGGUGGAUGAGCGAGCCUAAACCGACGUUCAAGGAAUCACUGCCAAGGAAGUCGGGGGGCUCGAAGAAAAUGGGCAAUGAUCUUUCGCGGCGAGCUGGAGAAGAUUCCGAGGGCCGGUUCAAAAAUGCUGCUCGGCAGCUGGACUUUGGAGUCAAAUGA
Molecule: messenger RNA, 1206 nt
Organism: Talaromyces stipitatus ATCC 10500
Lineage: Eukaryota; Fungi; Ascomycota; Eurotiomycetes; Eurotiales; Trichocomaceae
Product: serine/threonine protein kinase (Kin28), putative
Exons: 2
Coding region: 1-1206 (401 amino acids)
Biological process (GO): protein phosphorylation; positive regulation of transcription by RNA polymerase II
Cellular component (GO): nucleus; cytoplasm; transcription factor TFIIH holo complex
Molecular function (GO): RNA polymerase II CTD heptapeptide repeat kinase activity; ATP binding; cyclin-dependent protein serine/threonine kinase activity
Source: RefSeq, a predicted model, not a curated record